Molecule: messenger RNA, 2164 nt
Organism: Clarias gariepinus (North African catfish)
Lineage: Eukaryota; Metazoa; Chordata; Actinopteri; Siluriformes; Clariidae
Gene: sh3bp5a
Product: SH3-domain binding protein 5a (BTK-associated)
Exons: 9
Coding region: 268-1629 (453 amino acids)
Biological process (GO): negative regulation of protein tyrosine kinase activity; intracellular signal transduction
Cellular component (GO): cytoplasm
Molecular function (GO): protein kinase inhibitor activity
Source: RefSeq, a predicted model, not a curated record
UCCGUCAGCAGUGUUGUGUGUGUGUGUGUGUUCGUGGUGAGAAUGCGGCGUGUAGCCUGGGAUAAAAGUUGCGGGUUUGAGCUGAGCAGUGCGGGACUGAGGAGGAGGAGGAGGUGAUCAGCGCGGGACUGAAGCAGAGCGGCUGAGAGACGCGGAGGAGAAACUCAACUAGACGCUUUGUUCUCUAUAGAACGAAACCGUUACAUCCCGGGCUGUGGGGUGUGUGUGUGUGUGAGAGAGAGAGAGAGAGAAAGAAAGAGAGAGAACAUGGAUAACACAGAGAAUGGAAACAAAUCCGAGGACGAGCAGGAGUCUCCCGAGGACGAGGAAGUUGAUCCGAGAAUACAGGGAGAGCUGGAGAAACUGAAUCAGUCGACGGAUGACAUCAACCGAUGGGAGACAGAGCUGGAGGACUCCAGGCAAAGGUUUCGAGCUAUCCUGGUGGAGGCCACAUUUAAGCUAGAAGAGCAAAUCAGGAAGAUCGGCAAAGCUGUGGAGGAGUCCAAGCCCUACUGGGAGGCGCGGAAAGUGGCUCGACAGACUCAGGUGGAAGCUCAGAGGGCCACACAGGAGUUCCAGCGAUCCAUCGAGAUCUUGCGAGCAGCAAAAGAAACCAUCGCUCUAGCUGAGGAGAGACUUCUAGAGGAGGACAGCCGGCAGUUUGACUCGGCCUGGCAGGAAAUGCUCAAUCACGCCACCCAGAGGGUGAUGGAGGCGGAGCAGAGCCGGACACGCAGUGAACUGGAGCACAGAGAGACGGCGGCCAAAAACAACGCAGCCAUCAGCCACAUGAGACAGCUGGAGAAGAAACUCAAGCGCGCCAUCAAUAAGUCACGGCCAUAUUUUGAAUUGAAGUCCAAAUAUUAUCUCCAGCUGGAGCAACUGAAGAGAAAAGUGGAUGAGUGCCAGGCUAAACUGUCUCAGGCCAAACUAGAGUACAGGACGGCCCUGCGCAACCUCGAGACCAUCUCAGACGAGAUCCAUGCUCGCAGACGUCUCACAGCCAUGGGGCCCCGCUGCUGCGGAGUCGGGGCCGAGAAAGACGUAGGAGCCGGUGAUGACAUCAGCAACUUCAAAAUGGAGUCCGAUGGCAUAUCCAUAAUAUCAGAGACCUUUGAAGAGGAAAACUGUAAUGGUUCUGCCUCGGAUGAAGAUACAGAAACCCAAUCCACCUGCAGCCUGAGCGCCAACUCUGCUCCUUUGGACGUUCCCUGUCCAUAUAUCCCUUCCUGUUCAUCUCUGUACCCUCUUCUCUCAUCUUCAUGUCCUUUCCCUUCCUGCUCCACGCUUCCCUCAUUCUCUUCGUGCCACAGAGAUGUGCCACUACUCAGCCCGGGCUCAUUGGAGGGCUUUGAGAGUGUCUCGCCUGUUUUGGGACCUCGCAGUGAGUGCAGCGGUGCUUCAUCACCCGAGUCACCCGAGUGUGAGCAGGAAAGAGGGGAAAGAGCAGAAGGUGCGGAGAAAAAAACAGUAAACACUACACGGCCCAGCAGGCAGAAGAGCACUACCUUGGAGGUGGACGUGAGACGUCUGUCUCUGCAGCACCCAGAAAAGAGUGAGACGGAGACGAACACGGAUGCAGAGACGUUUAACGCCGCUGCUCCUCUGCUGCUGCUUAACUCGGUUUAAACUAAAAGAAGGACCUGAUCGGAUCUGUCCGAGCUCCUAAGUACUCGUGCAAAAGUGUCCGUCGUGUGUCAAAGGAACCUUUUGUCCAGCCCUUCUUAUAGACUGACAGAGACUAAACAGAGACUCACUGAGGACGAGAGGGGAAACGGUUUAAACGAGGAAGCAUAAGACAUAUAAAGGAAUGUGUAUGCAGUCAUUUGCCUAGAUGUGUUCUGGGUGUUUUUCGGUCACAUAACAAAUGGCCACGUCUUCCUGAUCUGCAUAUCACAGUGCUAGAGUGAUCGCAUUAUUCCUGUGUGUUGACGGUGUUAAUGUGUGUAACAUGUGUCAGCGGUGUUGAAUACUAGGCCUACAUACUCUUCUCUGUAUUUAAUCCUACAUGUUAGUCUUAUGUGUUAUUAUAGGACUAUGAACUAACGUAGCAAAGGAAUCUAUAUUUAUAUUUAGUCUUGUUACCAGUGACCAAUGUGUUCUCGUGGGACAUUAACGUAUUAUUAUUAUUAUUAUUAUUAUGUAAUAAACAUGAACUUGGGAA